This is a messenger RNA of Hyphopichia burtonii NRRL Y-1933, 1103 nucleotides long. RefSeq names its product cyclin (gene CLN3). The record is from RefSeq and is a predicted model, not a curated record. NCBI's taxonomy places the organism in Eukaryota, Fungi, Ascomycota, Pichiomycetes, Serinales, Debaryomycetaceae. Gene Ontology annotation, biological process: mitotic cell cycle phase transition; regulation of cyclin-dependent protein serine/threonine kinase activity. Bases 27 to 1103 code for a protein of 358 amino acids. The transcript has 2 exons. Gene Ontology annotation, cellular component: nucleus; cyclin-dependent protein kinase holoenzyme complex; centrosome. Gene Ontology annotation, molecular function: cyclin-dependent protein serine/threonine kinase regulator activity.
AUAGGUAGAUAUAUAUACUUAAUUGCAUGAUGAUUAAUUCGCCUGAUCAAUUUCACCAAACAAGAAUGAAUCAAUCGACAAUUAGGUCGAUUAAGAAAGAAUUGAUUCAAAUGGAAAGGAAAUCUCAUGAACAAUCAAUUGACGAAUAUAAAGAAGAAAUGAUUGAACAUUUAUUAGGUAUGGAACCUAGUACCCAACCAAACUUAUCAUUAAUCCAACAACAACCAGAAAUUAAUUUAAGAAUGAGACCAUUACUAUUAGAUUUUUUAAUGGAUGUUAUUAAUAAAUUAAAUUUAUCUAAAUCAACAUUCCCAUUAACAGUUAAUUUAAUUGAUAGAUAUUGUUCAAUAAGAAUAGUUAAGAAACAACAUUAUCAAUUAUUAGGGUUAACUAGUUUAUGGAUUAGUUGUAAAAAUUUGGAUUCAAAAUUUAAAAUACCAUCAUUAAAUGAUUUAUGUAAAAUGUGUUGUAAUUGUUAUGAUAAAAAAUUAUUUUUAGAAAUGGAAAAUCAUGUUUUAAAAUCAUUAAAUUGGUUAAUUACUUGUCCUACAUUUGAUUCUUUUAUUGAAUUUUUCAUUAAUUAUGAAUAUAAUGGAGUUUUAGCUGGUCUUUUAAACUCUCAAAUUGAUGAUAUUAAUAGAAUUUCAAUUUAUAUUUGUGAAUUAAUCCAAUUUUAUCCAAAUAUCUAUUUUAAUUAUAAUUCUUCUCAAAUUGCAUUAACAAGUUUCAUUACAAGUUUAAAAAUUUUAAAUAUUAAACCUAAUUUAUCAAAUUUAUUUUCCAAGUUUGACAAAAUUUUAAAUCAAGAAAUAUUGAAUACUAAUUCUUUUAGUCAGUGUUUCAACUUAUUAAUAAAAAUAUUAAAAUGUCCUCCUCCUUCUCUUAAGUUAAAAUAUUUUAAUGAUGAUGGUAAAUAUAUUAACUUGAUGAAAAAAUUAAUUUUAUUCACUAAUGAUAAUUUAAAUUCAAAACUUGUUUGCUCAACUAAAAAUUAUACUUCUUCUGGUACUACUACUCCUAAAUUUUAUCCAACUACUCCAACCUCCAAUAAUAUUAUGGUACUAACAGUAAAUUGGCCGAAGCAAGAAAAUCCAGUUAGCUGA